Suillus fuscotomentosus is the source of this 993-nucleotide messenger RNA. RefSeq lists its product as uncharacterized. The transcript is spliced from 5 exons. The record is from RefSeq and is a predicted model, not a curated record. Bases 1 to 993 code for a protein of 330 amino acids. Lineage: Eukaryota; Fungi; Basidiomycota; Agaricomycetes; Boletales; Suillaceae.
AUGACAAUGGAGUUUCGCACUGAGAUCAUUGAGAAGCUUUGCAAAGGCGAAAUCUGGGGAAUCUUUUGCACAGAUGCAGCAGGGAUGGGCCUCGACCUUCGAGAUAUUCAGUUAGUUAUCCAGUGGGGCUACACUGGAUCAUUGUGUGCACUUAUGCAGUAUUUAGGACGAGCCGCUCAUGACCCUGCAGUGACUGCAAUAGCAAUGUACUUUGUCGAGCGAGAGCACUUCAACACUUACAAGGGCAAAUGGAAGCAACCUGCCAGCUCAUCAAAAAAGUGGCUCUCACAAAAGAGUGCCAAGGUCGAUGAGAGUGAAGGGAGUGCUGAUGGAGAUAGCACGGAUGAUGAUGAUAUUAAUGACAAAGAUGGUAGAAAUGGCACAGGGAACAAUGCGGAAGGACCAGGAGUCUCACAACAAAUACUUCCCACCAGCCUCGAUAAUGAGGAGUACGAAGCAGCUGCAAUGGCAGCAUUCAUCAAUGGACAUCUGUUUGUUGAUGCUGAAUUGUUGACAAAUGACGCAACAUUGAGUGUCAACUUACUUCCAACACAAGCUCCAUCGUCAAUGCAAGCCAAAUGCAAGAUCAAGAUUCCCGAACACGAGAUGACAUCUGGCGAGCACCGAUUACGGGAGAAGUUGUGGGAAUGGCGUAAAUUUCAGAUGGUGGAAGAAGGUCUUGACAGUGAUGUCUUUUUCGGUCCUCAAGUCAUCAUGUCAAACAAAACUCUCGACUGGAUUGUUGAGUUAGCAUAUGGGUUGAAGCUUCCUGAUGUCACAUCCCUCUGUCAGCAAACUGACUGGUGCCAUGUGAACGAGUAUGACACCAAAAUCAUCGAUAUAGUCCUGGCAUGUAUACCCACCCAUCCAACUCCAGCACUAGCACCCUCAACACAGCAAAAUCUGUCAACACCUAGUUCACCUCAGGCUGUGGCUCCAUCAAAAUGGCAGAAUCGUUGUAGCGCAUGUCUAGGAGUAGGGCACAAUGGGUGA